AUGGUUUAUCACGAUGAUGACACUGAAUCAUACAAUGGAUUUGAUCCAUACGAAGAUGACAAAGGCGAAGAUAGGGCAUAUCACUCCGACAACGAUCCUCGUUACAGCCGCCGAGCCGCUAAAGGGGCCCGAUCCAGAUCUGGUCCUUCUUUUGGCCCUCCCCCUAGAGCUUCUACCUUUCCUUCUACCAAUGUUCCCCAUGGGCAGUCAGGUAGAGGUCGUCCCAAUUACUCCUCUACGGGGAGCCAAAGCGGAGGAAAUCUGUUCGAGAGGCACUUAAAAGAGACGGAAUGGGCAAAGAUAGCUAAUAGUCAUAUAGGAUUACCUCCUCCUUUUGAACACCAGUCCGUCCUAUCCGCAAGGUCAAAAUUCAAAGUAGAACAGGAUGGCUCUCAUCAUGCUGCUAUUUCUGUUCAUCGUGGUGCCAACUCCACGAUGCAAAUUGACCUGGCUAGCGAAACCUUCACUGCUCUUGUACAUGGGCGUGCGCGUGAUUUCAAUGUUCCUGACACUAGAUUACUUUAUAAGGUGAACACAAUGGCCUCAUACAAUCCCGAAGAACCUUCCACCAAAAAAGAUGAGGAGCAAUGGCUGGCAAAUCUAACGCUCUUUCAAGCCUUGCACGAAAUGUAUCCGGAGCUACCUCAACCAAUCAAAGUUGCAAUGUCCAAAGACGCCCUGCAACAAGCCCGAGAUUGGAGACGAGCCUAUGGGGCAAAAGUAUCGAGGUCCAGAGCAUCACGAUCAGUGUACUCUAAUGGCCCGUAUGGUCAGUCCUCGGCAUAUGUUUCAGCAGACUUUGGUGGAACACGUCACAUGUAUCCUCCAACGUACGACUACCAUGGUUCUCCACAAUAUGGUCCCGCUCCUAGUAGCGGCUGCCUGGCCUGCGACGAAAUGUCUGCUUACCAUCGCGAAAGAAGUAUGAGAAAGUAUGGCUCGAUUUCCGUUUCCACUCGCUACAAUCCAAGCUGUGCCGCUUGCCUGGCUGAAUCCCUUGACCACCUUGGGCUGUAG
Messenger RNA from Kwoniella mangroviensis CBS 8507, 1017 nucleotides. RefSeq lists its product as uncharacterized. The record is from RefSeq and is a predicted model, not a curated record. NCBI's taxonomy places the organism in Eukaryota, Fungi, Basidiomycota, Tremellomycetes, Tremellales, Cryptococcaceae. The coding region runs from base 1 to 1017 and encodes 338 amino acids. The transcript has a single exon.